Molecule: messenger RNA, 838 nt
Organism: Linepithema humile (Argentine ant)
Lineage: Eukaryota; Metazoa; Arthropoda; Insecta; Hymenoptera; Formicidae
Product: transmembrane protein 186
Cellular component (GO): mitochondrion
Source: RefSeq, a predicted model, not a curated record
ACGCAUAUUCGAGUAUGUAGUGUUUUAUAGGUUAUUGUGACUGCAUAACCUCUAAUACAUCCAGAAAGAAGCUCUAUAAAAUAAAGAAAUGGACAAGCUAACAAAAUAAAUAAUGUAAUAUUACAUAAUAAAACAGAGAAGCUCUAUGUGAAGAAAAUUUGUUUGUUAAAUUGAAACCAUAAAUAUACUAAAAAGAACCAAUGUAUCCUCGACUCUUGUUGAAUCUUUGCGAGCGAUCUUUGUGCCGUGCUUCGAGUAGUUUUAAAUUUCCAAUUAACAGAUUGAGUCAUGCUUUAAAUAAACGCGAAGAGAAACCGAAUACAGAAAUCGUCUCUACGAGAUUUUCCGAUUACAAAAUAAUCUACACCUUUCCUUAUAUCAAGCAUGUCCGUGCUAUAAACGUUGUAAAACGCCGGCUCACUUUUUUCGUCGCGGCAGCCGUGCCUGUGAUCGUCGGGCUUCAUUUGGCUGAUAUCAUAUCUUUUGACAUAGCUAGCUCAUCAAUAGCAAGUGGUAUUUUACUAACAACAUGGUUGCAUUCUCUUGGAAUUUUCUGCAACAAUCUCAUAGGAUGUGUGUAUGUGAAAUUGGAUGAAGAAAAAGUAAUAUUAUCUUACAUGAACUACUGGGGGAAGAGAACUGAUCUGGAAACCACUCUCAGUGAAAUUAUUCCUCUAUCAGAUAAUCAGUUUAGCAUUAUAGACCCUUUGUACAGAAAAGUACAGUUUGCCACAAAAGAUCAAAAGCUGAAGAUAAAUUUGAAGUUGGGACAAAUAACGGAUAUCAAAAAUUUUAAAUGCGUUCUAGGAACGAUCUAAUGAUUUCUAGGAAUAUAUAU